UCUCAGUGAAGAGGUGAUCGGGUUUGGGGUUGGAAUAAUCAAUACGGUUCAGUGGAAGUCGAACUCAAAAGUGUAGCACAUACUUUUAGUUUGGGGGACCGUGCACGCUCGGAUCGGAUCGGACCAGAGACGAUGGAUCCGCUGUUGUAUUUAGCCGGCGUGGUCGUCAUGUUCCUGCUGUGGGUCAAAGUCAAAGGUCUAGAUUACGUGAUCGUUCACCAGAGAUGGAUAUUUGUGUGCCUGUUCCUGCUGCCUCUCUCCGUCAUAUUUGAUGUGUAUUAUUAUGUGCGCGCGUGGCUCAUUUUUAAGAUGUGCUCAGCGCCAAAACUGCACGACCAGCGCGUGCGAGACAUCCAGCGACAGGUGCGUGAGUGGAGGAAGGAGGGCAGUAAGACCUACAUGUGUACGGGUCGACCCGGCUGGCUCACUGUAUCUCUCAGAGUGGGGAAAUACAAGAAAACCCACAAGAACAUCAUGAUCAAUAUGAUGGACAUUCUGGAGGUGGACACGAAGAGGCAGGUGGUCAGAGUUGAGCCGCUGGCCAACAUGGGUCAGGUGACCGCUCUCCUCAACUCUACUGGCUGGACACUGCCAGUGCUGCCCGAGCUGGACGACCUCACUGUGGGUGGUUUGGUGAUGGGUACAGGCAUCGAGUCUUCCUCUCAUAUUUACGGGCUGUUUCAGCACAUCUGUGUCGCAUAUGAGCUGGUUCUAGCUGAUGGAAGCUUAGUACGCUGCACUGAGGAGGAGAACUCAGACCUCUUUCACGCCGUCCCAUGGUCCUGUGGAACUCUGGGCUUCCUGGUUGCAGCUGAGAUUAAAAUAGUCCCCACUAAGUCUUGGGUGAAGCUGCACUAUGAGCCGGUCAGAGGACUGGAGAACAUCUGUAAACGCUUCACUGAAGCAUCAGAGAACAAGCAGAACACAUUUGUCGAAGGCAUCCAGUACAGUCUGGACACCGCUGUCAUCAUGACGGGAACCAUGACCGACCACGCUGAGCCUGAUAAGAUUAAUAGAAUCGGCCUGCACUUUCAACCCUGGUUCUUUAAACACGUGGAGGGAUACCUGAAAGGCGACCAGAGUGGAGUUGAAUACAUCCCUCUGAGACAGUACUAUCAUAGACACACACGCAGCAUCUUCUGGGAGCUUCAGGAUAUUAUUCCCUUCGGCAACAACCCGGUGUUUCGCUGGCUUUUUGGAUGGAUGGUUCCUCCUAAGAUCUCACUGCUGAAGCUCACCCAGGGAGAGACCAUCAGGCGGCUUUAUGAACAGCACCACGUGGUCCAGGACAUGCUGGUACCCAUGAAGCAUCUGCAGGCUGCCAUCACGCGCUUCCACCAGGACAUUGAUGUUUAUCCUCUGUGGCUGUGUCCAUUCCUGUUGCCACCAGGCAGAGGGAUGGUCCACCCCAAAGGUCAAGAGGAGGAGUUGUACGUGGAUAUAGGGGCAUACGGAGAGCCCAAAGUCAAACAUUUCGAAGCUAAAGCAUCAACGCGUCAGCUGGAGAAGUUUGUCAGAGACGUGCAUGGGUUCCAGAUGCUGUAUGCAGAUGUGUACAUGGACCGAGAGGAGUUUUGGGAGAUGUUUGAUGGACAGCUGUAUCACAGACUGAGAGAGGAACUAGGCUGUAAGGAGGCCUUCCCGGAGGUUUACGACAAAAUUUGUAAAUCUGCCCGACACUGACCCCCCCCCCCAAUCACUGGUACCUGACCUCUGCCCUGUGACACAGAUACAUGGGGGCAUCCGUCUGUUUGGGGAUAGAAAGCUAGAAGAAGGAAGGAAGCUAGAAACUGAUUGACACAGACUGUGCCAGACUGUGUCUUAAGAGGCCCGUCUAUCAACGUGAAGCAGGAGCACAACUAUUGUAAUUAUUUUAAGUGAUAACUCAUGAAUAUGUUCUCGUUUCCCUCUUUCUCUACACACUUAGGUUAUUCAUGUUCUCAUUUCAUGUAGUGCUUGACUCCAAACCCAUACGGUAACCUGUUGAGAGCAAACAGUACCAAUAUUUUUUUGUUCACAUUUUAGACGUGUAUCAUAGGAAACGUUUCCCUGUUUAACAACCUUAUCUGGGUUUAUCACAGACUUUUUGCCUUUUUUUCUGUAUACGUUUCAACCUGUCAGCCUUACCUACAGUUUCCACAGUGCCAUACACUUUGAAAACUUGGCUUCAUAAUAAGUGUCAUACACGUAUUUUAAAACAUAUACUUUUGUGAUAAAUCUAUGACAUUUAAAGUAAACAAAAAAGGUAUAUUGUAACUUAUAAGCUACUAUUUUGAUAUCAAAAUCAGAUCACAUCACCAGGACUGUGUAAGGGUUGAGUGAAUAAAUUAAAAACUAUUUUUCUUGAAUAAAUAUCAUUGUCAU
Messenger RNA from Morone saxatilis (striped sea-bass), 2364 nucleotides. RefSeq names its product 24-dehydrocholesterol reductase (gene dhcr24). Gene Ontology annotation, molecular function: Delta24(24-1) sterol reductase activity; FAD binding. NCBI's taxonomy places the organism in Eukaryota, Metazoa, Chordata, Actinopteri, Moronidae. Gene Ontology annotation, biological process: steroid metabolic process. Gene Ontology annotation, cellular component: membrane; cytoplasm. The record is from RefSeq and is a predicted model, not a curated record.